Gambusia affinis (western mosquitofish) is the source of this 5853-nucleotide messenger RNA. It is a transcript of the gene arhgef25b, whose product is annotated as Rho guanine nucleotide exchange factor (GEF) 25b. Gene Ontology annotation, biological process: axon guidance. Gene Ontology annotation, cellular component: cytoplasm; plasma membrane. The record is from RefSeq and is a predicted model, not a curated record. The coding region runs from base 674 to 2659 and encodes 661 amino acids. The transcript is spliced from 16 exons. Gene Ontology annotation, molecular function: guanyl-nucleotide exchange factor activity. Lineage: Eukaryota; Metazoa; Chordata; Actinopteri; Cyprinodontiformes; Poeciliidae.
UCAAACAUUCUCCUAUAAAAAGUCAACUCAGGGAAACUGAUCAUUUUAAGUGGUCUCUUCUAUUUUUCCAGAGCUGUAAUUCAUCCAAUCUGACUAAUUUUAAGGAGAAUAUUUCAGUUUCCAGAUGAGCAAUGUGUUUCUAAAUGCAGUCAAAUGCAUGUGCAUGCCACAGAUUUUGGAUUUUCAUUUGAAAAUCUGAAGUUAUUUAUUCAGUAGUAAUUAAUUAAUUAUAACUAAUUGCUUAUUCUUUUUCUGAAUAUAAAAAUUGAGUUAAUAAAGGCAGAGAGGAACCAGUUUGGAACCAGAUGCUGGCCCAGCAGUACAGCUUGCCUCCCAUCGCAGCUCCUCCUCCUCUUUCCUGCCUCGCUCCCUUUCUCUCUCUCUCUCUCUCUCUCUCUGCCCCACUCAUGAUCUGUCUCACUACACAGAGACGGUUCUGAUCCAAAGUCAGGAGCAUCCCUCUGCCUCUGUCGUACCAUGGGAUGAGACUGCCGUUAUAUUUCAGCAAUUUUCUCCCUCGUCACAUUUGGAAUGUGAGUGGAAAGCUCUCUGCACACUUUUCCUCUCAUGUCCCCCGUGGGAUCACCGUGGGAACAGAGUGUGUGUGUGUGUGUGUCUGCGGGCUCGUGUUUGUGUCUGAUGGUGUCGAGUGGAGCAGCGCGAGCGGACCACCAUGAGAGGGGGUCACCACCAGCGAGGCUGCGGAUGUCAGCAUCUGUUCAGAAAACUUCUCAGUCAAUGCGGCUGCUGCUUUGCCAGAAGUAGAGCGGAGUCGUACUCUGUGGCGUGCAGUGAAGGCAGCGUUGCUCCGUCUGCGGGAUCUCUGCCCCACCAGGCCUCAGGGAGCACCAGCCCCUGCUCUCACUCCCCGUCUGGAGCAUCCCGGCACCCGGUCAGCGCCCUGAAAAAGUGGCUCACCAACCCGGUGCGGAAGCUGAGCUCUGACCCCAGAGGAGGAACGGGGAAAGCCGAGAAGCGGAGUUUCAAGGCAGAGGGAAAGCAAAAGCCUUUUUUGCACAGUGAGACUCGGCAAAGUUCACUGGAAGUGCACAAUAACUACACCAUACUGUCCUCUGAAAACACGGACUGGAAAAGUCCCACAGCGACGUCUCCGUCCCUGAUGUCCCGUCAGAGCUACUUAUGUGACCUUCUGGACGACUCACACAGCCCAAGUCAAAUAUCCGAGGUCAACACUCUGCAAGCGGAGGAGAGCUGUGUGGCUGAAGACUCGCCAUGUCCUUCAUGUGCUGCAGUCAACAGCGAGGAGGAGAAAAAACUCGCCCUGGAGAAGAGCCUAUACGUCCUGACAGAGCUGAUAGAGACGGAGAGGUUAUACGUUGAAGAUCUCGGACUCAUCGUUCAGGGCUACAUGACCAUGAUGUCCAACCAGGGCGUCCCAGAGGACAUGAGAGGAAAGGACAGGAUUGUCUUUGGAAACAUCCACCAGAUCUACGACUGGCACAAGGACUAUUUCCUGGGAGAGUUGGAAAAAUGUGUCAGUGAUCCAGACAGCCUGGCCCAGCUCUUUAUCAAACAUGAGCGGCGACUUCACAUGUACGUGGUUUACUGCCAAAACAAACCCAAGUCGGAACAUAUCGUCUCAGAGUACAUCGAGACCUACUUUGAGGAUCUCCGGCAGCAGCUGGGUCACAGGCUGCAGCUCAAUGAUCUCCUGAUCAAGCCCGUCCAGAGGAUCAUGAAGUAUCAGCUGCUGCUAAAGGACUUUUUGAAAUAUUACAGCAAAGCAGGAAGGGAUGUUGAGAAGCUUCAGAAAGCGGUGGAGGUGACGUGUUUCGUGCCAAAACGCUGUAACGAUAUGAUGAAUGUGGCAAGGCUACAGGGUUUUGAGGGCAAGAUUACAGCUCAGGGGAAGCUGCUCCAGCAGGACACUUUCUCCGUCAGUGAGCAGGACGGCAACCUCGUGUCCAGAGCGCGGGAGAGACGCGUCUUCCUGUUUGAGCUGCUGGUCAUCUUCAGUGAGCCGAUUGAGAAGAAAAAAGGUUUCCCUCUGCCAGGCUACACCUUCAAAAACAGCAUCAAGGUCAGCUGCUUGGGUGUAGAGGAGCCUCCUCAAGAGGAUCCGAGCUGUCUGGUCCUGACUUCCCGGGGGACAGACGGCAGUGUAACCCGCUUCAUCAUGCAUGCUUCGUCUCCAGAAAUACAGCAAGCUUGGUACAAUGAUGUGGUCCAGAUUCUGGAGACUCAGAGGAACUUUCUAAAUGCCCUCCAGUCGCCGAUAGAGUACCAGCGCAGGGAAAACACAACCAAUAGUUUAGGAAGGAGCGUGAAGUGUGCAGGUGUGCAACCAAGCAACUCCUCGUCACCAAUGGAUCGGCGCCACCAGCCCUGCCUGCUGUUUUACAACAACUCCCUGCCAUCUCUGCACUCACCACGGCUCAGCUCUACGUCGCAGGGCCCAAAUGCGGCUGCGAUGGCUCUUCGAGCCGCCCACCCUCCGUUUUCCUCCCAGCAGCAGCUCAGCUUGUCCACAGAGGUGAAACACGAUUGUGGCACCUUCAGCACCCUGUCGCCCUGCAGCCAUCACUGCUGUAAGGAUGUGGGUGCCGGUUUCCAGACGAUUGCGUUUUGUGGUGGAGCGUCCUUCCCAGCGCAUCGUCCAAACAGCUUGGAUCAGCUAGAGGAGAGCGAGCAGCACUGACCAUCAUUAAGGCUUGAACUCAUUUCACCUGUCUGGAGUCUGACAGGAGAGACUCCCGCACUGCUGCACACCGGAUGGCCAGGAAAACCUUAUAAAAUAACCCGUGUCUGAACGUGUCUGAGUUUAUGUGCUUAUACCACAUAUAGACAUACACAGUAGAUCACAAUGGUAGCAACGACUGACAUUUUUAAAAAUGCUUCAUUUCACUGCAGAUGCGUCUUUCAUGUUCCUUGAUGUCGUACAUGUUUAAUCUUCUUCUCUCCUGUUUUUCACUGGGUAUUUUAAUGACUAUAACUUUCAUCCCUCUGAACCAACAUAUGAAAUUCCCGAGUUGCGAUCACAGCUUUGUGUCAUAUAUCCGUAACCUGCAGCUUAAGCCUGGGAUCAAAUCCAUAUGUGCAUUCCCCACAGAUUAGCAAAUAGUGUGUGUUUUCUGUUCAGUGGACUAUUUUUGCCCUCCCAUUGUGAGUGUUAUCUGGAAUAAGUACAUUUGGAAACUCUCACAGUGGUGUAAUCAAGCCGAAAGAGGAAAAAGGGAACAAAGAUUAUACUGAGGUGAUCCUCUGUUGCUGUCACUUUGUUAAUAGAUUGUGUGGGAUCAUAACAGUAUGUUACUGUAUGUUGUGUCCCGAUAAAAAGGUAUAAAACAGAAAUGCUGUUCAGGUGUGUUUCUUUUUUUUCUUUUUUUAUUUAACUUCCUGUUUUUGUUUCAUGUUUAAAUUUAAAAUGUUUGACAUUUUCUGCAGUCUUUCAGUCAUCUUUAUCUGCUACUAUACCACUAAAAAUGUCAAUGUACUAGGAUCUUAAGAGGCCAAAUCACGGACACAUGAUGUUCACUUUGACUAGGCCAUUUUGACACAUAAAAUGCUUUGGUGGAGGCCAUUUAAUGGGGGCUCUGGUUGUAUACUUCCGUUUGGAUCAAUUUCCACCUCAGUAUUAAAUCUUUUAUGGACUCCAGCCGUUUUUUGUGGUUUAUAUUUAGAUCCAUAUUGUUUGGGGGGUAAAAUCUGACAAGAUUCUUUGAAAAAAAUAAAAUAAAAAUCUUCUCCACAGCAUGAUGCCAGCACUACCAUGUUCCAUGAUGAUGUAUCCAGAGUGAUAUCUUCCUCCACAUGUUGUGUCCUCUAUCCAUUGCAAACUCUGUGAAUUUAUUUCAACAGUCAGUUUUUUGCUACCCUAUUAUAUUAUACUUAUACUUUCUUCGGAAAGAAAGAAAAUCUCCAAACAGGUUUGUUGCAUGCUUGACCAAUAGUUUCCCUGCUGUCUCCAACCUGAGUUGCUGAUCUCAGCAACUCCUCCAGUCUCGGUGAUCUCACACCUGCAGAUCACACCGGCCAUGAUCUGCAGAUGUGCCGUCCUCUUUUGUUUGUUCACUCGUGCUCUCUAACAAACGAUUGAGGCGUUCCCAGAACAACUGCAUUUAUUCAGACUGAAUUAUGCACAGAGGGAUGCUGAUUAUUAAUUAAUGGACUUUUGUAGGCAACUCUGUUGCACUGGAUUUUAUUGAAGAGUGUCAGAGGAAAGGGGCCUGAAUCCAAAAGCAUGGUUUCCGUUUUUCAAUUUUUGUUUUGUAGAAAAAGACAUGAAUCCUUUUCCUUCCAAUCCACAGUUGCACUGUGAUUUGGUGUAUUACAUAAAAUCUAAAUCAAAUAGCUACAUUAAAAGCCAUCAUAGUAAUGGGUCACAAUAUAAAGUGAGUUUUGUCGUCUUCGAUGUUCGUAGCAUCCAGUCGCCGAGGCUCUUUGCUCAUGUACAGUUUUAGUGUCAGACCAGCACUCAUUAACUCACACUGCCUCCGUAUGAUUCUGCAAGGCUGCAGACCCAAAAUGCUUUUUAAAAAAAAAAAUUAUACUUUUUUUUUUAUUUUUUUUUUAUUCUUAGCAUAGCUGUUUUUAUUUUUUAACAAUGGAAUAAUUGUGUAUCAAUACCUUCUCUUGGGAUGUACAUUACGUUGCUGUUGUUAGAAUUAUUUUUUCUUUUCUUUUUUUUUUUAUUACUAUGUUUAAUUUUGGAACAAAAACAAUUAAUGCGACAAAUUUUUCCUUCGGUUUCGUUCUACAUCCCUAGAGACAAUUUAAUUCUGGGAACCGGAGGCGAUUCCCGGCCGUCUUCCACGCAUGUCCCACUGCGUGGGAGACUGUGUGACAGACGGGCUGCAAAUGCUUGAGGAACCCCUGAGGAGGAAACGGACGCUGUCCCUGGGGAGACGGAUGUCAUGAUUUCUUUUGUGGAUCUGUUGGUGUCAUUUUUAGAGGUUUAGUGAUUUUAGUUCAAAUCAUGAGAGAUUUGCUCAGAUUUGUGCAGCACAAACAGGACUUGUUCACAUAGUUUAUUUACUAAAGACAUUUACUAUUUGAUUUGUUUAAUUUCAUUGAAUGAAUUAUGUAUUUCUGCCUCCAUCUAGCUACCAAUCAACCAACACCAAACGAUAAACAACUGAGGUUCUACAAAUAGACACUAUAAUAAAACUUAGAUAUUUUCUCUUUGUUUUUUUUUCUGGAAAAAUUGGGUUUAAUUUCCUCAAAUAACACUAAAAAUGAAAGUCGUUUUUAUUUUAUUUUAUUCUAUCUAAAUAAAAAUGGAUUUAGGCUGGAAACGAUGUGCAAAUAUUAACAUUCCAUAUACGAAAAUGUUUCUAAAUCUUUUAGAAAAAGCUCUUUAAAAAAUCCAACUAAAACGGUUGAUUUUAAAUAUACUUUAAAAAAUAUUUGCGGCUCUUAACCGGUUUUAUUUCGCUGGACUGGGGUCAGAAAUGGCUCUUUGGAUUGUAAAGGUUGCAGAUUCUUGAUCUUUGGCAAUCCUGACACACCAAGCUGGAUGAUAAUCCAGGUUUACUUUAACACCACACAAGAUGUAAAAAACAAAAAAAAUCUCCAAACCUCCAUGUGAUAAAUCUAGAGCACGCAGUAACAUGAUCUCCCUAACCACCAUUUAUUUUAAGGCUGGUGUGGAAAUCCUCAGCAGGCGUACGAAUACAGCAUCUGUUAAGGCUGCUGUAAGAUGGAGUACAUCCUCAUACCCUAAAACCAGUCAAAAAUUUAUAAAACAAAUUUUAUUCUAUUGACAUUUAAUAUCAUUUGAAAUGAAAAUGGCUCAUAAUGCUGUGAAAGAAAACUUUCCACUUCAAUAUUUGUGUGUUUUUUUUUUUUUUUUUUUUUUUUUUUUUUUGAGAGGCAUGGGUGGGACAGUUUAAA